AUCUCUCUCUCUCUCUCUCUCUCUCUCUCUCUCGUCACUCCGCCUAGUCAGAGAAAUCCAACAAUGGCUGCUCUUCAGAGCUCAUUUAGCUCGCUCAAUCUCGGCCCCAGUUCCUUCCUCGGAAAAAGCGUCGCUCCCUCCCUUCACCUGCCCCUUGUUAAGUUAACAGAGCAGCCGACUUCAAUUGUCGCCAAGCUUAAACGAUGGGAGAGGAAAGAGUGCAAACCAAACAGUUUACCGGUGCUACAUAAAAUGCACGUUAAACUCGGAGAUACUGUAAAAGUCAUUUCUGGAAAGGACAAAGGUAAAGUCGGCGAGGUUAGCAAAAUUUUCACGCAUAAUAGCAGCAUUGUGAUUAAAGAUAUUAACUUGAAGACAAAGCAUGUUAAGAGCAAGGGAGAGGAUGAACCUGGGCAGAUAAUCAAGAUUGAAGCCCCUAUUCACAGCUCAAAUGUUAUGCUUUAUUCGAAAGAGAAGGAGGUGGUGAGCAGGGUUGGUCAUAAAACCUUGGAUGAUGGUAAACGUGUUCGUUACCUAAUAAAGACUGGAGAAAUCAUUGACAGUGCGGAGAACUGGAAGAGAGUGGCUAAAGAAAAAGAGAAAGCAACAGAAUUAGCUGCUGCCUCUUAGGAGACCAGGUUCUAUAAUUCCAUUCGAUAUAUCCCAGCAUGUAACAAUCUAGGAUCUACGAUUUGUACUCCUUCAUUUAUUCUUUGACUUACAUUCAAAGGACACACUUUUGUUCCUUCUCAAAUCCUAGUAUGAUAAAAUUUUGUUGGAUGUGAA
Molecule: messenger RNA, 786 nt
Organism: Salvia hispanica
Lineage: Eukaryota; Viridiplantae; Streptophyta; Magnoliopsida; Lamiales; Lamiaceae
Gene: RPL24
Product: Translation protein SH3-like family protein
Biological process (GO): translation
Cellular component (GO): ribosome
Molecular function (GO): RNA binding; structural constituent of ribosome
Source: RefSeq, a predicted model, not a curated record